Molecule: messenger RNA, 1476 nt
Organism: Gekko japonicus
Lineage: Eukaryota; Metazoa; Chordata; Lepidosauria; Squamata; Gekkonidae
Gene: TPH2
Product: tryptophan hydroxylase 2
Exons: 11
Coding region: 1-1476 (491 amino acids)
Biological process (GO): serotonin biosynthetic process; aromatic amino acid metabolic process
Cellular component (GO): neuron projection
Molecular function (GO): tryptophan 5-monooxygenase activity; iron ion binding
Source: RefSeq, a predicted model, not a curated record
AUGCAGCCAGCAAUGAUGAUGUUCUCCAGUAAAUACUGGGCAAGACGGGGACUCUCCUUGGAUUCAGCUGUGCCCCAAGAACACCCUCUACUUGGCAAUGUAACACUGAAUAGAACUGGUUCUGGUAAAAUUGAUGACAGAAAGGGCAACAAAAGUGCAGGCAAGAAUGAAUCGACAUCUGAAAGUGGAAAGACUGCUGUGGUGUUUUCUUUGAAAAAUGAAGUUGGUGGCUUGGUAAAAGCACUCAGACUCUUCCAGGAAAAACAUGUGAGUAUGGUUCACAUUGAAUCGAGAAAAUCCAAGAGGAGGAGUUCAGAGGUAGAAAUUUUUGUGGAUUGUGAUUGCAGCAAAAAACAAUUCAACGAACUCAUUCAGUUGUUAAAAUAUGAAACUAACAUUGUAACUCUAAAUCCCCCGGAAAAUAUCUGGACUGACGAGGAAGAACUUGAUUGUGUGCCUUGGUUCCCCAGGAAGAUUGCUGAAUUAGACAAAUGUUCCCAAAGAGUUCUCAUGUAUGGCUCUGAACUGGAUGCAGAUCACCCUGGAUUUAAGGACAACGUCUAUCGGCAGAGAAGAAAAUAUUUUGUAGAUAUUGCCAUGAACUAUAAAUAUGGCCAGGCAAUCCCUAGAGUGGAGUAUACUCCUGAAGAAAUAAAAACUUGGGGUACUGUGUUCAGAGAACUUGCUAAACUGUAUCCUACUCAUGCUUGUCGAGAGUAUUUAAAGAAUUUUCCUUUGCUGACCAAAUACUGUGGCUAUAGAGAGGAUAAUGUCCCUCAACUGGAAGAUGUUUCAAUGUUUCUGAAAGAAAGGUCUGGCUUCAUAGUAAGACCAGUUGCUGGAUAUUUGUCACCACGAGACUUCUUAGCAGGCCUUGCCUAUAGAGUUUUCCACUGUACCCAAUAUAUACGUCAUGGAUCAGAUCCCCUCUACACACCAGAACCGGAUACGUGUCAUGAGCUCCUGGGACAUGUGCCUCUCUUUGCUGACCCUAAAUUUGCCCAGUUUUCCCAGGAGAUUGGACUGGCCUCACUGGGAGCAUCUGAUGAGGAUGUCCAGAAACUUGCCACUUGCUAUUUUUUCACCAUUGAGUUUGGCCUUUGUAAGCAAGAUGGGCAACUCCGGGCAUAUGGGGCAGGCCUUCUGUCUUCCAUUGGAGAACUUAAGCAUGCUUUGUCUGAUAAAGCCAAUGUGAAAACAUUUGAUCCAAAGACAACCUGUUUGCAAGAAUGCCUUAUCACUACUUUCCAGGAAGCUUACUUUGUCUCAGAAAGUUUUGAAGAAGCUAAAGAGAAGAUGAGGCGAUUUGCAAAAUCAAUCAACCGUCCCUUUUCUGUAUAUUUCAACCCAUAUACCCAAAGCAUUGAAAUUCUGAAAGACACCAGAAGUAUUGAAAAUGUCGUCCAGGAUCUUCGGAGUGACCUGAACACCGUGUGCGAUGCUUUAAGCAAAAUGAACCGAUAUUUGGGGAUAUGA